Messenger RNA from Monascus purpureus, 2001 nucleotides. The record is from the annotation of a GenBank genome assembly. Lineage: Eukaryota; Fungi; Ascomycota; Eurotiomycetes; Eurotiales; Aspergillaceae.
AUUUCCAGCUUCUUUCCUCUGCUUGUUCAGGUGCUUGUUAUAGGCAAAGCGCCCCAGGCGCGGCCUUGUACAGUGUUUACAAUCGCGACUUCUUUCAUCCAAUGACCAAGAGAGUCUUGGAACAACAACUCAGCCCGGCGGCUCUUAGGUAGUACGAGCCUUCUACGAAACAGCACUGUGGGACCGGCGCCCUCUUUCUUCGUCGGGCGUGAGAUAUCCAUAAUUAAAGGCAAGUGCCGCAGACGGCAGCCAGGGUGUGUGAAGUAUAUCCAAGGCAUCAACGUCAUCGGGCGAUCGUUGGCUUUAGUUAAUGUACACCAACAUCAUCAGCUGCUCCGAUAAGAUACGCUUGCGGUUUUCUCGCCUGCGGAGUAACCACUACCACUGCUAGAUACUAUUAACGCUUCUUCCUUACCCGGCUUUCUCCAAGUCUCUCGCUUUCCUUAUCAUCCCAUAGGCUCUGGAAUAGGCUGGGCCCUUUCUUCCCAGGGCCAGAAGCCACCAUGUUUGGGAUUUUCGCAGACUUGUUAUCCUCGGUCCUUACGAUCCUCUUCCCUGCUUUCGCUUCAUACAAGGCGCUUCGAUCAUCCGACCCCUCGCAGUUGGCACCAUGGCUGAUGUACUGGGUAGUUCUUUCCGGAAUCUUACUGGCCGAGUCCUGGACGAUCUUUGUUCUGAGAUGGCUGCCGUUCUACAGUUGGUUCCGUCUGUUUUUCAUGGCAUAUCUCGUACUACCCCAGACUCAAGGAGCGCAGCUUUUAUACGUGCAUUACGUGGAGCCGUUCCUCUCCCAUCACGAGCGUGAGAUUGAAGAACUCAUCGGGCGCACUCACGAACGUGCUAAAGAUUUGGGUCUCCAGUACUUCUACAAGGCCGUCGACUUUAUUCGGGAGAAGGUCCUUGGCCUUCCUCCCCAACGUCCCGCACCUCCUCCACCAACCGGUCCCGCCGCGUAUGCGCAAUACCUCCUUUCACGAUUCAACCUGCCAAGCACCGCCAGGGCGAGUAAUCUACCGCCCACGGGCGACUGGCUGUCUGUAAUCGGCUCGUCCCUGGCAGCUAUGGCGUCGACGGGCCAAGGCAAAGAUGUACAGGUGAAAGAUGUCUCUGCAACGGGUACCAUAUUGCCUCGGGAAAUGGCAAACAUGUCGCGGUCGGAAAAGAUAAAAUUCAUAUCGUCGCAGCGCGAACUGUUGGGAGCAAUUGGAUCUGCAUUGACCCAGGAAGAAAUGAAUCUUGUGGACGAGGAUACCGCGAGUGAUGAGUCUGCGGAUGCCACACCACUGGAGAAGAACCGCAGUGAUACCUCGUUCCACCAUGUGCAUCCUGAGGACAUUCCAAGCUCGUCGGCUGGUCGACGCGAACCCUCUCAGAUUCGACGGGAGAGUGGCGGAUGGACAUCAGGAUGGUUUGGGUAUGCAUCUGGUGCGAAUGUCGCCGGGGAUCAGAACCCUCGAUCGAGGGCAUAAGUGAUGGCAGUUCUGGGCUAUAUUGGUUAAUGGUGUUAGUGUGUUUAUUUACUAUUGGAGUAUUCUUGGUCUCUGGCUUUGCUUUCGGGAUUCUUCUUUUCUUUUCUCCCUUUUUUUUUUUUUUUUUUUUUUUUUGUUGUUGUUGUUGUCGUGCCAGGCAGGGUAACAGUAAUAAUAAAAAAAGACAAAUAUAUAUAUAUGUAUGAAGCAUCAAAUAAUUCAUUAAUAUCGAAUAGAAUGUGGGAUUGCUCCACAGUGACCCAAGCAUCUUCUGUGGUUGAGGGUGGAGGAUCCAAACCGCUACCAAGACAUGGAUUGCUCGCGGACUUUGUUCCUGAGGCCGAGAAGAGAAGAGAAGAGAAUAGGGGAAGGGAAUGGAGAUGCAGGAAAUGAACAAGGAGCAGAAGAAAAGAAUGGGAAAGGGGUACUGAAUGAAUAGACGUACGCGCACACGAAUAUUGACAUGAGAUGGAACCUUUCCUGAAAGCAAAGGCUUAUCUGUAGCCGUGACAGAACAGUAAUUUACUUCCCG